Ambispora leptoticha is the source of this 783-nucleotide messenger RNA. The record is from the annotation of a GenBank genome assembly. Lineage: Eukaryota; Fungi; Glomeromycota; Glomeromycetes; Archaeosporales; Ambisporaceae.
AUGUCGACGUUGGAAGAAUAUCUAAACAAAAAAUAUGAGGGUGUGACUUCCGUUCCGACUGAAGGAAAAGGUUAUGCAAUCAUUGAUGAAGAAGAAAUCACUAGUCAAUGGAAAAAGGUUGCCUCCGCUGACGAAGAUGAACUAAAGGAGUUGGCUGCUAUAGCUGAAACAGAAUCAAAUGCAAGCAAAUGGAAAAAGAUUACAGAUUAUGAGGAUGAAGACGAAGUCCCGCAGAUUGCACAAAUCAUUGACGAGACAGCGUCAUCAAUAAAUUCAGAAUCAACAAAACGAACUAAAAUAAAACGAAGUAGAUCGCCUUCAUCAUCACCUGCCGGGAAAAUAUCCUCCUCUUCUACUAUGAUGUCAACUGGACUGCAGUCUGCGGAAAAGGUACGUAAAGAGCACGAAUUACGACAAAAAGAAAUUAAAGCGGAACUUGAGAGAAUGGAUCCAGAGUUAUCGGGUCGGAAUGCUCAAACGGUAUAUCGUGAUAAAACGGGAAGAAAAAUUGAUAUAGCUGCUCAACGUGCUGAGGAGCGUAAAAGAAUCGAGGAAGAAGAGAAAUUAAUGAAAUGGGAUGACAGAGAUCUGAAUGAAGAACUGAAAGCAAAGGAACGUUGGAAUGAUCCUGCUGCGCUCUUCUUAUCAAAAAAAAAGAAAACUGGCCAACUUAAACGACCGAAAUAUGAAGGACCACCGCCGCCACCUAAUAGAUUUAAUAUUCAGCCAGGAUAUCGAUGGGAUGGAAUAGGCAAGAAAAUUUACUACCUUUUCUCUUCAUAG